This is a messenger RNA of Cryptomeria japonica (Japanese cedar), 2110 nucleotides long. Its product is annotated as serine carboxypeptidase-like 27. Gene Ontology annotation, biological process: proteolysis. The coding region runs from base 323 to 1711 and encodes 462 amino acids. Gene Ontology annotation, molecular function: serine-type carboxypeptidase activity. Gene Ontology annotation, cellular component: vacuole. Lineage: Eukaryota; Viridiplantae; Streptophyta; Pinopsida; Cupressales; Cupressaceae. The transcript is spliced from 9 exons. The record is from RefSeq and is a predicted model, not a curated record.
UGCACGUAACAAAUCGAUGAGUUGUACAAGAAGGAAUGACACAGGCCAAUCAAAAGCCUCGACGACUUCUGUAAUUGGUUUUUUUAAUUGCUACUGCAAUCACUUAAGUUGACCUCAUAGUUCUAAGCUCUAAUAGAAAAGGAUCAGGUUUCUGUAAUAUCGGGCUUCAAUAGCGGGUAUGCUGGACAGGGAACUGUAUGAAUGGAUUCAAUCUGUUCCGGUUACAGGCCUGUUAUUAGAGGCAACUUUAAGCAGUUCUCUACAAGCUAGUUUACAUUGAACAGGGCCAUACACCUUGUAAGCUCCAUAUUCAAUAGAAAACAUGGGUUACAUUAGUGUGGUAUGGAUCUUGUUUGUUCUGGUAAUGUUGAAGCAUAAGGGGAAUGCAGGAUCUGAGAGUAACUGGAAGGAUGCCCAAGAGAGGGACAAGAUAACCCACUUGCCUGGCCAGCCUAACAAUAUCGAAUUUUCACAGUACUCUGGAUAUGUGACAGUAAACGAACAGGCUGGCAGAGCUCUGUUCUACUGGCUAACUGAAGCUACAACAAACCCAUCUUCAAAACCACUUGUUUUGUGGCUCAAUGGAGGUCCUGGGUGCUCCUCUGUGGCAUAUGGAGCUGCAGAGGAGUUGGGUCCUUUCCAUAUCAAUUCUGAUGGAAAGACACUCUUUCUGAAUCCUUAUUCAUGGAACAAGUUGGCCAACAUAUUGUUCUUGGAAUCACCAGCAGGGGUGGGCUUUUCCUAUACAAAUACUUCAUCAGAUCUGCAGACUUCAGGAGAUAAGAGAACGGCUGAAGAUGCAUAUGUUUUCUUAAUCAAUUGGCUUGAAAGAUUUCCUCAGUACAAAUACAGGGACUUCUACAUAGCUGGCGAGAGCUAUGCAGGGCACUAUGUCCCACAGUUGGCACAAGUUGUUUACAGAAACAGUAAGGGCCUUCAGAAGCCUGUCAUCAAUUUGAAGGGUUUCAUGGUUGGUAAUGCAGUUACUGAUGACUAUCAUGACUUAAUAGGAACUUUUGAAUAUUGGUGGUCUCAUGCCUUGAUAUCUGAUUCUACCUAUAAGUUGCUCAAGGAUACAUGUGACUUUACAUCAUCACAACAUCCUUCUGAUCCAUGCCAGAUAGCCCUUAAUCAGGCUGAUAUGGAACAAGGAAAUAUUGAUGCAUACAGCAUUUUUACCCCAACCUGUAAUAUCUCUGGAAGUCAAAGACAUAAACUGCAAAGCCACUAUCCUUGGAGAUAUAAAGCAUAUGACCCAUGCACUGAGAGAUACUCAGAAUUGUAUUUCAAUCAACCUGAAGUACAGAAGGCAUUUCAUGCGAAUUCUACAGGCAUUCCAUAUAGCUGGAGUACUUGCAGUACCACGCUGGAAAAGUACUGGAAAGAUUCGCCUAGAUCAAUGCUUCCCAUUUACCAGGAACUCAUUCAAGCUGGUAUUCGAAUUUGGGUAUUCAGUGGAGACACUGAUGCAGUUGUUCCAGUGACGGCCACAAGAUAUUCUAUAGAUGCCCUGAAGCUUCCAACUUUAGUUAAUUGGUAUCCCUGGUAUGACAAAGGGGAGGUUGGGGGAUGGACUCAAAUAUAUAAAGGGCUAAGUCUUGUGACAGUCAGAGGAGCAGGACAUGAAGUUCCACUCCAUCAACCAAGGAAGGCCUUCAUCCUCUUCAAUGCCUUUUUACAAGGAAAACCUAUGCCAAGAUCAACAUCUUAGGAUAUGUUAUGAAUCUUAAUCAUAUUAUUUGUCAGCCAAAGGCUGCUUUAUUGAAAAUUAGAAUGUUUCUAAGUAAUAAAUUAUUAUUGAAAUGACCAUUCUUUUCAUAAUUGUAAGAAAACCAUUGUAACAAGGUUAUCCCUUCUAGGGCAUGUAAUAUAUUCAGUGAUUAGCUGAAGAUAUUGAUUGGCUGGGGUGGGUACCUUUUCCACCAACGUCCUUUCCAUUCCUCAAUUCAUCUAAUUCAGAUUGUUAUGCAAGUAUUCCAACAGUGUUUGCAGCCAUGGAGCUACUGCAUCAUUUUUAAUUCUAUUUCCACUGUCCCAUCAUUUAUAUUCUUAUUCAAUUCUCCAGAAGCAGCUCUCAACAUUCUUAUUAAUAAGCUAGCAGAAUUUUUUC